This is a messenger RNA of Salpingoeca rosetta, 2883 nucleotides long. RefSeq lists its product as uncharacterized. The record is from RefSeq and is a predicted model, not a curated record. The coding region runs from base 60 to 2846 and encodes 928 amino acids. Lineage: Eukaryota; Choanoflagellata; Craspedida; Salpingoecidae. The transcript is spliced from 14 exons.
GGCAAAUUUGACAUUCCAGCGCUGGCAACGACGACCCACAACAACGGCAAGCAAGCAAGAUGGCGGACGAUGACAAGCACCACCAGCAACACACACACCACCACCAACACCAGCAGGAGGAGCAGGAGGAUAAGCGCGUGUGGUGUGCAACAUGUGGGCGGUACGAGGUGCCGGGAGAUCCUGGCCCUGCGGUGAUUCGCGUGGGCAGCGCCCCACCGCCGCUCAGUCACCAUCAGCAGCACCGACAGGGGUACCCGUCUGACAUUCCACCACACGAAUUCUACAAGCAUUACCCGCAGUACCUGCUCCAGCACUCGCGUCACUUGCGAGGAGGCCACGUGCACUUGCAAGUGGUGCCCUCAAUGAGUGACCAGCACCCCACAAGCACAGGUCGGGCCAGUGGCGAUGCCCCUGCCGCCCACGACGACACAGAGAGCAGCACCGUGGAUGAGGAGCGCAGCCUGAUUGGAAAGCCAUCACUGGAAGUCAUCAGCCAGCCUCCAUUGCUGCCCACCUUGGAAGACGAUGCCCUCACGUGCCUCUCCUACGUCAAUCGCACCAACGAAGUGCUGCGAAACUUCCAGAGCAACGUGGCUGUGAUGCUGCGCCAGGCUGGCGCUGAGCACCAGAGCGAGGCCCUGUUCCGGUUCGUGCCGCCACAGCUCGGAAUCGCCGCCCAGCAGCUGGAGUCGCUGCGGAGAGAGGCAGAGACACAGCACCUUCAGGUGCGUGUGGCCCCAGAACUUGACAAGCUGCUGCACAUCUGCGUGGAGCUUCUGAGCCGAGUGCAACAUGGAUUCCAGCGAGCCCUGGAAGCGUUGCUGGCGCAGGACAAGAAGCUGAUCCAGGAUUUGGCGACAGAGAACGCGGAGCUGCGGGACACUCUCCAACGGCAAGCAGAGGAUAUCGAUGCUCUUGACGCAAAACUGUAUGCUGAGCAACAGCGGCACAGCGAGGUGCUGUACAUGUGGCCGUCAAUGUCCAACGACGCGCUUGUUGCAAACAAGAUGCGCGAUCUUCAGCGCGCACACAGACAGCUGCAGACAGCGCACGAGGAAGCCCUGACGGAAUUGAGUGAACUGCGACGCGAGAACAGAGAACUGAAGAAAACAGCAACAGCAGCAGCAGCGGCAGCAGCAAAUGGUGGCGGGGGUGUGACGGACACGUACAGUGUGGGCAGUCACAAUGAGGGUGUUACUGGCACACCAGCAAGAGGUCGACAAAAGGGUGCAGAUGCAAGUCGUUUGAUUGCUGGCAACAGCAGUGGCGGUGGUGGUGGCGAUGGUGACAAUGGCAGUAGUGGUGGUGGUGGUGGGGUACGUGCACCCCAUGCUGCCGCCGCUACAAAGCCGAAAGGAACGACUAUUGUACAUGUGCCUGGAACCAACAUUGGUGCUGAUGGCGAUGGCGAUAAUGAGGAGGAAGAGGAUGUUCACACCGCCGUCAAUGUGUUCCGAGGCGUGACGGGAAGCGGACUUGGGAUAACAAGCAACAUCGGGCCAUCGUCGUCUGGCGUGUUUGAGUCGUCGGCGUCGCGUUCGUUCUCGUCAUAUUCGCAAACGGCCGCUAAUCGCCUUGCAAAGAUCCCAGACCUCAAGCUUGCGUGCUUGUUCCAGAUGUACAUUGCCCACCACCGCGCCAAGGACAUGGCGGACACGGCUGGACAGGAGUUCCGGCUGGUUCGUCGGCGCCUUGAUCUUGCGCAACAUCGCAUCCACCAGUGGAAGGACAACAAAAUUGGGGAUUGGGGCAUUCGCUUGCAGCAGCUUGCUGCCAUCCAGGACCAGCUGUCGCUCCUCGUCGCCGCCAUUCAACCAGCGGACAGCGGCACCUCCGUCCCGCAAACGGAUGUGUCAGAGACCACCGGUGCUGGAACGAGCCCCUCUGGCACGACGCUUGCAACUGCUCACAGCAGCGCGACGUUUGGGUCUGUAUCGCCCGGCGCGAGCCACGAGUCUGUGAUGCGUUCUCGAUUCGGCGGUGGCCGCAUGCGCAGGCGAAGCACCCUGACGUUUGGGGAGGCGAGCGACAAGUACUGGUCGGCGAGCAUCACGUCUGGUCUUGAGUCCACAGUCGACAGCUCGUGGCUCGUCACACCGCACUCCCUCGUUCUUCAGGCCACCAGGGCACACAAGGGGCCUAGUUUGGUGCCGACGGAGACAGACGGAGCAUCACACCAUGCGGGCGGACACGACGCAAAAAACAGCAGCAGCGACGGUGCUGGUCACGGUCACGCUAGUAGCAGCAUGGGAAGCAGGAAGGACAGCAGCAACAGCGGUGGUGGUGAUGGCGAGCCAGCACGCAAGAGUGGUAGCAAGGGCACCGCCCCCUCAACCCCAACAGCAUCAACCCCCGUCACCACCGCCUCUACCACGACGACGACGACGACGACGACGACGACGACGAUGACUGCAGCGAGUGCAGUUGCAGCACCUUUGGGUGCAGCGCGACCAGGGCGACCGCAGCUCUCGUCUCGCUCGCGACUGCACACACCAACAACACCAACAACACCAACAACAACGGCGGCGACGACGACGACGAUGGCAACUUCCAUGACAGCACAGCCAUUGUCGCAACCAUUGUCGCAGCAGCAGCAGCAGCAGCAACAACAACAACAGCGUGGUGGCACGCCCAUUCUGUCUCGGUCGAUGCCGCUAUCACCGCACCCCAACACCGCAGCGAGCAGGGCGGGCGCCAGCACGACCACAAGUGGCAGCAGUGGCGGUGGCGGUGUGAAUGCGAAUGUGUUUAUGCAGGCGUUGAAUGAGAUUUCGCAACCGGCGCAUCGGUCCUUGAGUCCGACUGCAGCAACUCGCACGCGCGAUCUCAAACUCCCGCCCCUCUAGCUUAGACAACAGCGUGUGUGUGUGUGUGUAUGUGUGU